AUGGUAAAGCCGACGGCUCGGUCACGGUCGGUUUCGGCUACUCCGGAGAUUGUCUCCAGAUGGGAUGCUGGCGGUGAUGUCAAAAAUGAUCUUAUCCGCACCAUGAUGAAGUGUGAGGGGAACAAGGAUGUGUGGAAGCGCACGGUGGAAAUUCAGAUUCGCCGGAGCAAGUCGAACGAUCUGACGAUCGUGCAGAGGAUCAAGAAGGUUGUGAAGUAUUGCAUGAACCCCAAGCGCAUCAAGACCCACACAAGGCGUGACAAGUAUGAAAAGGACAAGGUCGAAUACUGGGUAGAGGAGGAAACCAAAGGCAGCUAUAAGAUCAGCCAGAUGGAGGUGUGGAAUGACAAACGCGAGAUGGAGAUCUCCGGGGACAUGGACCUCGACGGCGAAGCCACGCCGGGUGACGCCGAUGACGACAGUGAUGAUGAUGAUGAUGAGAAUGAUGAUGCCAGCUUGGGGUCUUCAGGCUCUAGCGGCUCGAGUACAAAGGGGAAGAAGCGAAAGCGAAGUGGCAGGAGCCGCAAGAAAAAGCAAACAAAAAAGGACAAAAAGCAGGGGAAGGCAAAGAAAGCCAGGAAGGAGAAGAAACACAGAGUGUCAUCCCCAUCCUCAAAGGCCGGAACCCCCAACAAGAGCGAAGCGCUGGAAGAAGAAGCCCGUUCCGAGGCGAUCGAGAAUGCCGGCACGCUGAUGCAGCAGCUCCUGCGAGUCCAGACCAAAAUCGAGGCAUGUGCCGGGAAGCUAGAGGCGAUUCCGGGGGACAAGGCUAAAUCGAUUUUCGGUUGCACGGAAUCAUGCAUGGUUCUGUCGAGGGACACGAUCAAUGGCUAUGCGGCCAAGCUGUCGGGCUACCAUGAUGAGCUGGCUGAGAUGAAAGCAUCCUAUGCUGGCUCCAAGAAAUCCAUCUGCCAGAAGUCGGUGACGAAGCUCCACGAGAUCGUCGUUGAAGCUGAGUGUGCCAGAUUCGCAAUGGAAGAGACCAAGCUGAAGAGGACCCUGCUCAAGAAGCCCUCAUCGAAGGAUGUGGGUGCCGAGGCUCCGGAGGUAAGCGAGAAGCAUGCUUGCAAAAUGGCAGCAGCUAUGUACAAGGAGUUGCAAGAGCCUGGACCCAUCCAAUCGCUCGGGUUUAUCAAAGAGCUCAACAGGCUUCAUGUGACCGGCCAUGACAACAGGUUGCCGGAUGUGUUCUUGAAUUUCAAGCUGCAGGCCCCGGUUCCAAUAACUUACGAGGAGAUUGGCUUGAAGGGUGCUCACCCUACAUUGCGCCUUCGAUCUUUUAUUGAGACCCUCAGUUCAACCCAAGGGAAGAUUGAUCAUCUCCUGGUCGGGAAUGGUCCUACUGAGCUAGGAAGCUUUUGGCAGCGCUAUCGAAAACUUCACCCGAAGCAUGAUAUAUUUACUGAUCAUGCUUCCCAUCUACACGCUUGUGUACCAAUGAUGCUCCAUUUGGAUGAGGGGACUUCUCAUAAAAAGAAAGGCAUCAUGGUGCUUUCUGUGCAACCGGUUUGUGGCAAAGGCUCUACACAGAGUGGCGCCUCGGGUGUCAACUUGCUUGGCAGCACAUUCUGUACCAGAUUCUUGUACUCUGUGUUAUUGGCACGGACAUAUUCGACGAAAAAAAAGAUUCUGUAUGCUUUGCUGGACCACUGGCAAGAGGAUCUUAAUGACUGCUACAAGAAUGGAAUUCACAUCGAUGGUGUUGCUGGCUUGAAGAAGAUCUAUAUUGUCGUCAUCAAUUGCAAGGGCGAUUGGCCAGCCCUGACGAAGGCUGGUCGCCUGAGCAGGCACCAUCUGAGAGAUGCCCCGGCAAGUGACAAUCCGCCAGGGAUUUGUCAUUUAUGCUGUGCUGGUCAAAAAGGAUUUGCUUGGAACGAGUUCGAGACUGAUGCAAAAUGGCUUCAUGCUCCUAGCCCACUGCCCUGGACGACAGCUAGCCCACUGGCAAAGCUUCCACAUGACCGGGGUAAUGCGGCUGCUUUCUAUUGCAUUGAUUUGUUCCAUGCUGCACACAAAGGGGUGGUGGGAGACUAUGUUGCAUCGGCGAUUGUGACAUUGAUUGAUUACGAGAUUGUGGGCUCUGGCCAAUUUCCAGCACGUCUCGAUUGUUUCUUUGCAGAGCUUCAAAGCUGGUGCAAGGCCACAGGACAUUACUUGAACAUGGUGAGGCGGUGGUUCAAGGGAAAUGACACUACAAUUAUAGCAAAGUACUUGGAAGUGAAAUACAAGCAGCUCUUGGCUGACUGCGAUUCAGCGAUUGAAGGUGUGCUGUCCGCCAUCUAUGGCGGCCUGGUUGCUAUCAACAUAUUUAUGAGAAAGGUCUAUGCUGUUCCACUCUGGGUGUCGCCUGCAGAUGCUUCUGAAUUGGCUUCGCAAGGCUUGCUAUUCAUGCGAGCAUUCAAUGCAGCUGCACAUUCAGCUCUAGGUGCUGGCAAGCCGCGGUUCAAGUACAUGCCUAAGUUCCACCUUUUCGCCCACCUGAUUCACUAUCUCAGGCGGAGUGCCGAGAGGCGCAUCUACAGCCUCAACAUCAUAUCCUUUUCGUGUCAAUUAGAUGAGGAUUUCAUAGGGCGGGUAGCUGCCCAGAGCAGGAAUGUGUCGAUCCGCACAGUCCACGACCGGACUGUUCAGAGAUACUUGCUCAACCUUGCUCUGCGGUGGUGA
Molecule: messenger RNA, 2664 nt
Organism: Symbiodinium sp. CCMP2456
Lineage: Eukaryota; Dinophyceae; Suessiales; Symbiodiniaceae
Source: the annotation of a GenBank genome assembly